Polyodon spathula (Mississippi paddlefish) is the source of this 5034-nucleotide messenger RNA. Its product is annotated as unconventional myosin-Ib-like. The transcript is spliced from 33 exons. Gene Ontology annotation, molecular function: ATP binding; microfilament motor activity; actin filament binding. NCBI's taxonomy places the organism in Eukaryota, Metazoa, Chordata, Actinopteri, Acipenseriformes, Polyodontidae. The record is from RefSeq and is a predicted model, not a curated record. Gene Ontology annotation, cellular component: microvillus; vesicle; myosin complex. Gene Ontology annotation, biological process: vesicle transport along actin filament; actin filament organization. Bases 251 to 3778 code for a protein of 1175 amino acids.
UUUACCCAACCACUCCCUGCAAGUCCCGUCUCCCUCUCCAAUCCAUCACUUUCGAGGCAUUGUCUCGGAGACUCGAUCUGGAUGAAAUACACGCACAACGGCUUUAAAUCAACGGGGCUGGCGGUCCAGUCCUUAACUCUCUCCCGAGUCCAGUGUUGUUAGCUCAGACAUUCACACCGGGAUAUUACACGUUCUUUUUAACAGGAGGAGACCAAAAGCUGAAACCAAGCGGCAAGACUGAAAGGGAGAUAUGUCCAAGAUGGAGGUGAAAACGUCACUUCUCGACAAUAUGAUUGGGGUGGGGGACAUGGUGUUACUGGAGCCCCUCGCUGAAGAGUCUUUCAUAAAGAACCUGAGGAAACGGUUCGACCACAACGAGAUAUACACCUACAUUGGCAGUGUGGUGAUCUCCAUCAACCCCUAUAGAGCUCUGCCCAUCUACACUCCAGAUAAGGUGGAGGAGUACCGCAACAGGAACUUCUAUGAGCUCAGCCCUCACAUUUACGCCUUGGCAGAUGAAGCCUACCGAUCCUUACGGGACCAGGACAAGGACCAGUGUAUCCUCAUCACAGGGGAGAGUGGGGCCGGGAAAACAGAGGCGAGUAAGCUGGUCAUGUCCUAUGUUGCUGCAGUGUGUGGGAAGGGAGCAGAGGUGAACCAAGUCAAGGAGCAGCUCCUCCAGUCAAACCCGGUGCUUGAGGCUUUUGGAAACGCUAAGACCGUGAGGAACGACAACUCGUCUCGCUUCGGAAAAUACAUGGAUGUUGAAUUUGAUUUCAAAGGAGACCCACUGGGCGGAGUUAUCAGCAACUAUCUUCUAGAGAAGUCCCGUGUCGUCAAACAGCCGAGAGGGGAGAGGAACUUCCACAUCUUCUAUCAGCUUCUGUCUGGGGCAUCGGAGGACAUGCUGAAGAAACUGAAGCUGGAGCGGGACUUCAGCAAGUACAACUACCUGAGCCUGGACUCUGCCACAGUGACCGGGGUGGAUGACGCGGUCUGCUUCCGAACAGUGAAGAACGCCAUGCAGAUCGUUGGCUUCAUGGACAACGAGACGCAGUCUGUGCUGGAGCUGGUGGGAGCUGUGCUCAAACUGGGGAACAUCGAGUUCAAACCGGAGUCGCGAGUCAACGAGGUGGAUGAGAGCCGCGUCAAGGAUAAAAACGAGCUGAAGGAGAUCUGUGAGCUGCUGGGGAUUGAGCAGUCUGUCCUGGAGAGAGCGUUCAGUUUCCGCACUGUGGAGGCCAAGCAGGAGAAGGUGUCCACUACUCUCAAUGUGGCCCAGGCAUAUUAUGCCCGAGAUGCCUUGGCUAAGAACCUGUACAGCCGUCUCUUCACCUGGCUCGUAAACCGAAUCAACGAAAGCAUUAAGGCACAGACGAAAAAGAGAAAGAAGGUCAUGGGGGUUCUGGACAUUUAUGGUUUUGAAAUUUUCGAGGAAAACAGUUUCGAGCAGUUCAUCAUUAACUACUGCAACGAGAAACUCCAGCAGAUCUUCAUAGAACUUACGCUGAAGGAGGAACAGGAGGAAUACAUCCGAGAGGAUAUUGAAUGGACGCACAUUGAGUAUUUCAACAAUUCUGUCAUCUGUGACCUGAUUGAAAAUAACACCAACGGGAUCAUGGCCAUGCUGGACGAGGAGUGUCUGCGCCCUGGGACCGUCACGGACUCCACCUUCCUGGAGAAGCUCAAUCAGAUCUGCGCGGACCACCAGCACUUCGAGAGCCGCAUGAGCAAGAGCUCAAAGUUCCUCAACGACCACAGCCUGCCCCACAACUGCUUCCGCAUCCAGCACUACGCCGGCAAGGUGCUGUACCAUGUGGACGGCUUCGUGGAUAAGAAUAACGACCUGCUUUACCGGGACCUGUCCCAGGCCAUGUGGAAAGCCAAUCACAGCCUCAUUAAGAGCCUCUUCCCGGACGGAAACCCCGCCAAGAUCAACCUCAAGAGGCCCCCCACCGCCGGCUCCCAGUUCAAGGCCUCGGUGGCAACGCUGAUGAAGAACCUGCAGACCAAAAACCCAAACUACAUCAGGUGCAUCAAGCCCAACGACCAGAAGGCAUCCCACAUCUUCACAGAUUCGCUGGUGUGCCACCAGGUGCGUUACCUGGGCCUGAUGGAGAACGUGAGGGUGAGGAGGGCGGGCUAUGCUUUCCGCCAGCCCUAUGAUGCCUGCCUGGAGCGCUACAAGAUGCUGUGCAAACAGACCUGGCCACACUGGAGGGGGCAAGCCAGGGAUGGUGUGGAGGUGCUACUUAAAGACCUUCAGAUCCCAGAAGACGAGUACUCCUAUGGCAGAUCAAAGAUCUUUAUAAGAAAUCCCAGAACGCUCUUUUCCCUGGAGGAACAGAGGAAGCGGCGCCUGCACGGGCUCGCCACUCUCAUCCAGAAGAUCUACCGCGGCUGGAAGACCCGCACCCACUUCCUGCUGAUGAAGAGCAGCCAGGUCACUGUCGCUGCCUGGUACCGCAGAUAUGCUCAACAAACGAAGUACAAGAAAACAAAGAGCUCUGCGAUCAUGGUCCAGUCUUUCAUUCGAGGCUGGAAGGCUCGCAAGAUCCUUCGGGACCUGAAGUACCAGAAGCGGUGCAAGGAGGCUGUGACGACUAUCGGAGCGUACUGGCACGGAACUCAGGCACGGAGGGAACUGAGGCGUCUGAAGGAGGAAGCCAGGAAUAGACGCGCAGUCACUGUUAUUUGGGCUUCCUGGCAGGGGACGAAGGCACACACGGAACUGGGGCGUCUGAAGGAGGAAGCCAGGAAUAAAACUCUUGUCUAUAUAACAUGGGGGUGGUACGGGGGAGAGAGCGGUUCUUUGCCUUCUUUCCAGGCCCGCAGGGAGCUGAAACGCCUAAAGGAAGAAGCCAGGUGUAAACACGCAGUCGCUGUCAUUUGGGCGUAUUGGCUUGGACUGAAGGUGCGGCGGGAGUACAGGAAGUUCUUCCGGGCCCAUGCUGGAAAGAGGAUCUACGCAUUUACUAUCCAGAGAAUCAUGCAGAAGUACUUCCUGGAGCUAAAGAAUAAGAUGCCUUCGAUGUCCCCCUGCGACAAGACCUGGCCAGCUAGACCCUACCUCUUCCUGGACUCCACCCAUAGGGAGCUGAGGAGAAUCUUCCACCUCUGGACGUGCAAGAAAUACAGGGGCCAGUUCACAGAUCAGAAGAAGGCAAUUUACGAGGAGAAGCUGGAGGCUAGCGAGAUCUUUAAGGACAAGAAGGCCUUGUACCCCAGCAGCGUCAGUCAGCCGUUCCAAGGGGACUACCUGGAAAUCAACAAGAACCCCAGAUACCAGAAACUCAACAGCCUGGUGGAGGAGAAGAUCAUCUUCGCAGACAUUGUGAACAAAAUCAACAGGGCCAAUGGCAAGGGAGCUCAACGAAUCUUCCUGCUGACCAAGAGCAAAUUCAUGCUGGCCGACCAGAAGUCGGGUCAACAGAUCAAGUCCAGUGUACCCCUGGCUGAGCUUACCAGUGUCUCCAUGAGCACGCAGAGUGAUGGUUUUUUUGCUCUGCGGGUCAAAGAGGGGACGACAGCCGCUGCCAAGGGGGAUUUCUUACUGAACAGCGAGCGGAUAAUUGAGAUCAUCACCAAACUGCACCGGGCAGGACUCGACCUGACCAAGGAGAAGAUUCAAAUCGAGAUCACGGAUGAGUUCCUGGUCCAGUUCAAGCAGGACAAAGUGUGCGUGAAGUUCAUCCAGAACGGCCCCAAGAACGGCACCAUGGCCUCCUGCAAACGGAAGAACAAUCGGCUGCUGGAGGUGACCGUGCCAUCGCCAUAGCCUUCGGGGCGACGCCACUCGGGGGCUGUUUUUCCUAAUUUACUGUGCAAUUUGUUUUAGUUUUUUUAAUUUCUUAUUUUUAUGUGGGCUGACGUUCGAAGAAGAAACACAAUUACACCAAGGCUUGAAGAUGAGGAAUGACUAUUUUAACAAAAAAAUAAAAGAAAAAAAGUUGUUCUUGAAUGACUGCUGUCCGGUUUCAUUUUCCAGGUGUUUGCUCAGUUUGUUUCAAGCUUCCUUCAAAUGUAAAAAAGAGGUGUGGAGGAGGGGACUGUUUUCUAAACCUCUGCUACUUUUGAAAGAGAUGAUGUACACAGAGUUAGGCUUAAAGCUCCUAAUUCAGUAUCCAGUCUACCUCUUCCUGGGGUGGAAGUAAGACUCCCAAUGCAUAACAAUAAUCUAUUCCUGGUUUUAGUGUAAGCUUAAGACACACCUGAGCUUGUUCGCUAUAAACUGGCUAAUCGUGCUUGUACUAAAACCUGGAAUGGGUGAAACUCUCGUGCAAUGGGAGUCUUGUUUUCAUCUCUGUCUUCACUGAUCAUGCUUGCUAAAAUAUUUGGCUCUGCAUUCUGUAAAAUAUUACCUUGAAUGUCAGGCUUUUGCCUGAGCAGGACUGGGAGAUGCACGAUCGCUUUGCGUGUGUGGGUGUGUGUAUAGUCAGAUUGUUAUCUGCAGGUAACCUGAUGAGGUUCAAUGUAAGAGAUGCCAUGUGGACAAGAACCACCUUUUUCUCAGUGCAGUGAAAACUAAGGCACAGUUUAAUGGGCCAUUAGAAAGGACUGGUCGUCUGCCAGCCAAAGAGCGACGAGAACAAAAAAGAUAAAGUAGUGAUUAGUGGGUUCCACAAUGAAAACUGGUCCUGAAUGCCACGAAUACUUUAGAGAAAUGUGUGUGUUUGUGUGUGUGUAUAUGUAUGUAUGUAUGUAUGUAAGUAUGUAUGUAUGUAUGUAUGUAUGUAUAUACAUACAUACAUAAUGCACAAGGAAGCUGAUAAUAAUCUGUGCCAAACAUCCUGAGACGUAAAGCCAUCUACCAAGUGUCUUAUACUGCAUCUGUAUUGAAAUACUCAUAUGAUGUAAUAACUCGAAUUAAAAAUAAUAGUAGUAAUUUUGCAACAAUGAAAGAAUGUGUAAUACAAUGUUAAUAUUUUUUUUUCUUUGGGUGUGGUAUAAUUAAGAAUGUUAAGUGUGUAUCUUUAGUUUAUGAAGAUGCAUAUUGAAUAAUAAAGGCUCUGCAGUGCCUGCUCGUGGAGUGAU